GCGGCACCCCAGCUCGGCCUGCGACACCCUUGGAAACGACAACGCCACACCAGCAUCAAUCAGUCCAUCUCACGACCCUAUGGGAUCAGUGCCUGGGAUAAGUCCGGUCGCUCAAUAUGGCACCUGUGGUUUGUAAAGGAGGAGAGGAGCCCAGCCGAUGGUCGGUCCCGGAAGCGACAUCAGCGCCCGCGUCGACCAGGACCAUCGAUGCCAACCAAUAACCACUCCUUCCAUUCAACAGACCAGGUCAUCCCAGUGAAGUGUGGUAGAUAGUGGUCCAGCUGUUUACGCUGCACAAGCCGCUGAUUCUUCUGACUACCCCGCAUUCUGGUUGACGAGACGAGGACAUAUAAACCUUGUGUCACCCUUCACCAGGUCCGACAUCGACACUCCACGGGGAAUAAGUCUCUGCCUCUGCCUGUCCUCUUACACCUCGGCUGAGCCUUCCUUUGUCCCAUCCCAAACUCCAACACACUCACAACCACUUCCAAGCAUGUCAGCCCCUCAGAUCAUCCAGGGACUCUCGUCCGCCGGAUCAACCCUCGGUGCCUACUCUCGACAGCAGCUGGCGACGCUACGCAACCGCUUUCUCAACACAGAAAAACGACGAACAAGAGCCCAGCUCGUUCAGACCUCAUUUGCCGUUCACCAACCGGUCUGGAUUGCCGCGGGCGGCGCAGCAUACACAACAAUGGGCGCCGUCUAUCUUACUCUACGCUACAUGCGGCACUUAAAGUAGACGUUCUGCUACUCUCGCGCAG
This is a messenger RNA of Aspergillus saccharolyticus JOP 1030-1, 761 nucleotides long. RefSeq lists its product as uncharacterized. The transcript has 2 exons. The record is from RefSeq and is a predicted model, not a curated record. The annotation marks the transcript as partial. NCBI's taxonomy places the organism in Eukaryota, Fungi, Ascomycota, Eurotiomycetes, Eurotiales, Aspergillaceae.